Molecule: messenger RNA, 1877 nt
Organism: Anguilla anguilla (European eel)
Lineage: Eukaryota; Metazoa; Chordata; Actinopteri; Anguilliformes; Anguillidae
Product: transcription factor EC-like
Exons: 10
Coding region: 353-1573 (406 amino acids)
Biological process (GO): regulation of transcription by RNA polymerase II
Cellular component (GO): nucleus
Molecular function (GO): DNA-binding transcription factor activity, RNA polymerase II-specific; protein dimerization activity; RNA polymerase II cis-regulatory region sequence-specific DNA binding
Source: RefSeq, a predicted model, not a curated record
CCGUGGUUAGAGUCGCCGUGGCGACGGUUCGGCCACGACUGACCGGCCCAGGGUCUCUGCUGCCAACGCUGCCGAUUCGGGAGGAGGGAGGCAUGAGCGGCUGCUGCGUCGUCAAGGUGAUCUCCCUGACGGAAAUCCAGGAAACAUGACAAGCAAGUUUUUGAUUGGCUGUUCCUAGCCAAUAGAAAUGGGUGGUCCCAGGAACAAAGUGAUAUAGACAGAGAGUAGCUGGUGCCUUCCAGGAAACAGAACAAGCAGCAGUGGAAUACUGGCUCUCCAUGAGAUAGCCACCGCAUCGGAUCUUACAAAAGCUUGGAUUCAAAGAGAAACUGAAGACACAGGCUGGGAGAGAAUGCCGCAUUUAUCCGACUGCAGUUACUACAAGAUGAGAGAAGAAAACAGAGUUUCUAAUGUCCAGAAGGAUCUGGAGAGCUCCACGGUUCACCUCCACCCGGCCCAGUCCCAGCAGUACCUGUCCCUGGGCUCCAGACAAACCGGCCCGGGCCUCCUCGCCCUGUCCCACGCGGGGCAGCCCCUGGAACCCAUGCCGCCUGUGAGGAACGGGCGUCUGCCCCCCGGCGGGGACGGUGGCGCCCUGGGCAACCACAUCCCCCUGCUGACCCUCACUGCACACGACAGCGAGUUCCCAAUGGAUCACGUUAUUGAAGACUUCAUCAACCUUGAAACUGACUUCAAAGACGAGGACCUGGGAUGCAUGGAGUCAAACAUCCUACGGCAAACCAACGGUCACCUGAGCAGCAGCCUGCUGGACCUGUACGGUGGUGACUCAGGUACGAGCCUCACGCACUGCAGGAUGACACCUGGCCUAAGCCCCACACACCUGUGUGUGAAGAGGGAGGUCGCAGAACACGACACGAGAGUGCAGUCCAAAGAGCGACAGAAGAAAGACAAUCACAACAUAAUUGAAAGAAGACGAAGAUACAACAUUAAUUACAGAAUAAAAGAGCUGGGAACCAUGAUACCAAAAUCCAAUGACCCAGACAUGCGCUGGAACAAAGGCAGCAUCCUGAAGGCCUCGGUGGACUACAUUAAGUGGCUGCAGAAGGAGCAGCAGCAGGUUCGAGAGCUGGAGAACCGGCAGAGGAGGCUGGAGCAGGCUAACCGACGACUGCUGCAGCGUAUACAGGAGCUGGAGCUGCAGGCCGGGCUGCAUUGCCUCCCCAGUGUGGGGUCCGCUCUGGGGGGGCCCGAGCCAGCCCCCCCCCAGCUGCUCAAAGUCCCCCAGGCCCCGGCCCAGACGCUAUACCAGGAGGGGGUGGGGGCGGAGUUCGGCCAGCCGGAGGGGGGCGGUGACCUGCUGUCCCAGUUCUCAGACCUGUUCGGCGCGCCCCUGAAGAGGGAGCAGGACCUGGACCAGCUGCUGAUGGACGCUCCGCUCUCCCCCUUCGGCGCCGGCUCGCUGCUCCUGUCCUGCUCCUCCUCCUCGCCCAACCCGUCCCCCCUGGCCCCGCCCCGCGCCUCCCCCCUCACCCUGCUCCACACCUCCUCCGAGGCCUCCAAAGACAGCAGUAGGAGGAGCAGCUUCAGCACGGAUAACACGGAUGACCUCUGACCUGCCAGCCCAGUGUCGGCCUCUAUCCCAUAAUUCCAUGCACAGACCCGCCAGAUCACUGCUUCCAUGACUGCAGUCUAUGAACAGUCCCAAUGGGGCCAAAUAUUAUCUCAUUUGAAAUAUAUUUUGUUUACUUUCAAUAAUUCUAAAAUUUGCACAUUUUAGUCUUUAACAUGAAACCAACUGUCUCAGUUUACACACCAAUGAUAAAACUGUGAUCACUGUAAUUAUUAAAUAUUUACAAAAAACAAGCUACAUGCCUUAUUUAAAUCUGUGAUAUCAUUAAAUCAAUCUCCCUCCCUGA